Glarea lozoyensis ATCC 20868 is the source of this 1215-nucleotide messenger RNA. RefSeq lists its product as uncharacterized. The record is from RefSeq and is a predicted model, not a curated record. Bases 1 to 1215 code for a protein of 404 amino acids. The transcript is spliced from 4 exons. Lineage: Eukaryota; Fungi; Ascomycota; Leotiomycetes; Helotiales; Helotiaceae.
AUGUCGAUUUCAAGCUUGCUCGUUGUGCUCUCAACAUGUGUUUCUAUGGUGUAUACGAUAGCAGUUCCUGAACCCCAGAUCACGGCUCGCGCGGUCUUGCCUCGACAAACAGAUCAGCGAUUCAUUGGUUUUUACAGUACAUCUGGGGAGAUCACUUGGGAUACGGCUCGUUGUCAAGCCUCUUCCUCCUGGACUGUCUCGGGAUCAUAUGGUAGAUGUUGUAGCGAAGGAGUGUCUUGCACGUUCGCAACCCGAUGCUCAAGUGACUAUGCUAUCGUAGGCGGAAGUUCAGUAUCAUGUCCGUACACAUGUAAUACGGACUACGUUUAUGGGAGUACUGGAGGCAGCCUGUCAACCAAAUGGAUAGGUUGUGCGAUCGGCUAUACGUCGACGUAUUUCUACGAAACAGCACCCGCCACAGCCAUAUUCAACACCAUCUUCGGGACGUCAACAACAGACUCUACAACAGACACCCCUACGGGGACAGUUCGGCCGACAGUAACAGUCGCCCCCAUCGUCCCAACCUCAACCCCAACAACUUCGGUAUUCCGCACGAAGAAGAAGUCGAUGAUUUGGAUCGUAGGAGUAGUGAUUGGAGUUGUGGCUAUCUUCGCCAUUGCUGGAAUCAUAGCUUUCAUUCUGAUUUCCCGCAAGAAGAAGAAGGCGCGCGCAGCAGCACUUGCAGCUGGGACAGGAAACACAUAUGGUGGCGCGCCACCACCUAAUUUCCAACCACCAAUGCAACAGCAAUACAACCAAGGACCACCGAUGGGAGCUAUGGGACAACCACAAUAUGGACCUCCACCGCCAGAAGGAGGCUACUACGUCAACGAUCCCAAAAAUGCCCAAACCUAUUCCCAAACCCCUACAUCACCACCACCUCCAGUUUGGACACCAAGCCAACAACACUCCCCAACUCAACCACCGCCUGUUUCCCCUCAGACCCGACAUGCCUCUCUCGCUGCCAGCGACGUUCUCUCAGUAGACCAGCAGCGUACAGCAGGCAACAAAAGUCCCGGUGGAACCGUAAGCGAGAUCGGUACAAAUUCCAUCAACAACCUAGGCUCAAACCCAAGUCUGCCACCACAAAGUCCAACAGGAACACAUCUUACGAACAUCAGCGAGAUGAAUACACCACCUACGUAUCCGGCUCAGGUUGCGAAAGUACCGAUGCAGGCGCAUAAUAAUCAAGGCCCGGUUUCGGAGUUGCAAUAG